AUGUCUCGUGAGUGUGUCGCCACAGUGACGUCUCCUCUGACACCACCCUCAGGCCAAACGUACUUCUACACAAAGAAGGGAACACUUUAUUUUUAAUAAAAGUCUGGCCAAUACAAUUUCAAGUUGGCAAUACAAAACUGUACAUAAUGCAGACUAAGCUUGAGGAUACAAAAAAAUACAUUAAUAAAUUAAAAGAAACCACAAAGUGCAGGAGUCUAAUGAGGAAGCUACAGACCCCGGGAAGGGACAUGGACGGGGGGAAGAGAUGCACCUAUGUGUAGGUUUUGAGUGUUUUCCCUCCGUGUCUCUGUACGAAGCAGACAAUGCACAUUUUGUAAAUAAAUGAAGAGGUUCCCAAACUUCUGCCAGCGUGCCUCCCUCUAAGUCUCUCGGGUCAUAAUCACUUCAAGUGUCUUGUGCUUUUUUUUUUUAACUUAUUUAACUUUGUGGAGCUUCUCUUGCAAAACGCCCAUGAAAUCGCUUGAGCUCUCACUGUGAAUGAAAUUGCCCACAGUCACAUGCUGGUGCGUUUGGUAACGAACGAGGGGGACUCCCAUGCUGCAUAAGAAACAGUGGGCCGCUUGUCUUGAAAGUGUUGCUUCGCCUCCACCGCUGGCAAAUGUCUUGAUAGGCUUGUACUGAAUUACACUAAUCUUUUAAAGAACCCCGGCUGCCCGGAGUUCCUCUGGUCUGGGGGAGAACAAGACACAUUUUUAAAGAGUCCAAUUUAUUUUUUAUCAUUUUUCCAGUGUUUUAUUUAUUUGCUUUUCCGUUGUGGAUCAGUGUCGGCUUGCGUUGGAAUGACCACAGCCCUGAGGAGAGUGUACCACAUCACAGCGUUCAGCUGGUACGCUUUUGUUGUGAAGAGUCUUGCUGCGAAGGAUGGUGAGGAGCUACCACCGGGCAUCUUUGUUUAUGGAGGACCGUGGAAGUACCUGACUUUUUUGAAUGUGCUAUUGCAGAUGACAUUCUUUGGACUGGCAGCAAUGAAUGAUCUACAGCCUGGGGAAAAAUCCAAGAGUACUCUGAGCAGAUGUAAAGACCUGCUCUUCUCUGUCUUUGCCUUCCCUGUGGGCAUGUUUGUUGUUCUACUUUUCUGGACAAUCUUUAUCUAUGACAGAGAGUUAGUCUACCCAGCAAGUAUUGACACCUUCUUCCCUCCAUGGAUGAAUCACGCCAUGCACACGUUCGUGCUGCCUGUGUUACUCGGAGAAGUGCUGGUGCAGCCGCAUGUCUACCCAAAGACCAAACACGCGCUGGCAGCGUUGGGAGCUGUGGGCUUGGCUUACUCGUUUUGGAUUCUAUGGGUGUACUUGUCUGUUGGGAUCUGGGUGUAUCCCCUCCUUGGCCACUUCAGCACUUCUGGUCUAGUGGGCUUCUUCUUUUUCAACAUGUCGGUGGUGACCUUGUUCUACCUGCUGGGCGACAAGCUCAACAGCCGCGUGUGGAGUAAGGACAUGAAGUGACUCGCAGACUCUCUGCCAGACGAAAAAAUGGUUAAAUACAGUAGUAACCCCUUAAAGUGAUGAAACGUUUGAGAGAAGGAAAUAACCCACCUUUUGCAUCCACAAAUGUAAAAGUUGAAUACACGAAUAAUAAAGCGCACACUGGUUCAGUUCAGUGACA
This is a messenger RNA of Scophthalmus maximus (turbot), 1626 nucleotides long. RefSeq names its product androgen-dependent TFPI-regulating protein. Lineage: Eukaryota; Metazoa; Chordata; Actinopteri; Pleuronectiformes; Scophthalmidae. Gene Ontology annotation, cellular component: membrane; endomembrane system. Bases 801 to 1466 code for a protein of 221 amino acids. The transcript has 6 exons. The record is from RefSeq and is a predicted model, not a curated record.